Morchella importuna is the source of this 2499-nucleotide messenger RNA. RefSeq lists its product as uncharacterized. The record is from RefSeq and is a predicted model, not a curated record. Gene Ontology annotation, cellular component: mitochondrion. Lineage: Eukaryota; Fungi; Ascomycota; Pezizomycetes; Pezizales; Morchellaceae. The coding region runs from base 1 to 2499 and encodes 832 amino acids. The transcript has 2 exons. Gene Ontology annotation, biological process: mitochondrial proton-transporting ATP synthase complex assembly; mitochondrial gene expression; mRNA stabilization.
AUGCUCGCAGCACGGCGCAUCACACGCUGCAACACCUGCCCCGUCACCCUGCUCAACACGCUCUUCUCGGCCUGCGGCGCGAGCGUGCGACUACCUGUCCCGGCACGGGCACUCACCUCCGCGAAUGCUGCUGCCACUGCGAGAUUUAGAUACUCGGGGGUACUCGGGACAGCACGGGGGCUCCAGCACUCGGCGGUGAGACCUGCACCACCGCCGCCGCCGGAUGAGUUUAUCGAGGGGGUGUUUGAGUCGGUGACCGAGACCGUCACAGAGCUAUUCGAGACCGAGACCGUCGCAGAGCUAUCCGAGACCGAGACCGUCGCAGAGUCCGUGGUCGACACUAUAACCAUCGAGCGCCGGACCGUGCGGAAGGAGCAGAGACGUGAAGACGAGCCUACCACCAGCACCGCAGCUGAAGAGAUAUUAGCGGACGAGGACGACACAGCCCCAGCGCCCGCAGCAUCCAGCCCGCAAGCCCCCGCCCCCGACGCCGUCCCCUGGUUCCUCCGCGUCGAGACCCCCCGCCCCGCCAGCCACCCCUUCGCCUCGCACCAGGCCCUCCCCGCGCUCCCGCCCGCGCCGCCAACAGCCCUCUCACCGCUCCUCGCGCACCUCAGCACCGAGCUCGGCAUCGGCGACCUCGCCAUCAUGGACCUGCGCACCAUGGACCCGCCGCCCGCCAUCGGGCCCGACACCAUCAUGGUGCUCGGCAACGCGCGGUCCGAGCGCCACCUGCACACCUCCGCCGACAAACUCUGCCGCUGGCUGCGGUCCGAGUGGAAGAUGCGCCCGGACGCCGACGGCCUGCUGGGCCGCGGCGAGCUCAAGAUCAAGAACCGCCGGCUCAAGAAGAAGGGGAAGCUGGUCAACACGCAGACGGGGCAGGAGGAGGGCGUGGGCUGGAUAUGUGUGAAUGCGGGCGACCAGGGGCUGGUGGUGCAGCUGUUUACGAGCCAUCGCAGGGACGAGAUUGAUCUCGAGGGACUGUGGGGGGGGUAUUUGGGCGUGGGGGCAAUCACGAGGAGCCCGAGGGCGACGGAGGCGGAGGAGGCGUAUAACGAGCAGAAGAAGAGGCAAUUAGAGGAGGAGGAAGAAGAGAUGGGCGGGAAUGCAGAGGUUAGAUAUAACCCCCGCGUCCCGCUCAUCCGCCUGGGUGCCGGGCUCUCCACCGGCGCCGACUACACCAGCGCCCCCGCCCGCCCCCCGCACACCCGGGCCCUGCACACCUCCACCUCCGCCCCCGCCGCGCGCCGCCUCUUCACCACCUCCGCCGCGCGCCACCUCCAACUCUCCGCGCUCACGCCCACCGACCCGUCCAACCCGCGCUCCGCCUACCUCAUCGACGACAUCGCCUUCAAAGGCAUCGAAGUCCCCCGCUCCGUCGCCCAAGGCAAGCCCUGGCACCUCACCAAGCAGCUACCCGCCUCCUACACGCCCAACACACACACCGCCGUCUCCGCCCUCAUCCUCCGCGCCCACAUCAACCAGCUCCGCACGCAGUAUCCGGGCUGGAAAGGCACCGCCGACUGCCCCCUCCUAGGCUCCGGGCCCGCCGACACAUCGUCAACCGACUUCCUGCGCACCUUCCACGCCCACCUCCCCUCCGCCCCAUCCCCCAGCGCGAACCAGCUGCGCCUGGAACUCCUCAUCGAGGCGCACCGCAUCGCGCCGUCAUCCUACCCCGCGCAGUGCAUCAUCGACUUCCUCACCACCCUCACCACCCCGCCCUCGCAAGAACAAUACUACCUCGCCCUCCGCGCCCUCUCCUCCUCCCCCACCACACUACGCCCACACGGCAGCGGCAACAACGCAGACCUAACCCUCCUCGACACACUAACCGCACACCUACGCACCCACCACCCCACCGCCGACCCCACCGCGCCCGAAUACGCCCUCUGCCGUCUGCGCGCGCUCGCGCCCCCCGCACUCCCACUCGUGCACGCCCUGGCACUCACCGUGUGCGACCCGGGCAUCGCGACGCCCACGCACGCCAUCCGCAAGCGCGCCGAGAAGCUGCGCAUGUGCCGGUACCGGCUGGACCCACGUGUGCACGCGCUCGCCGCGGAGGUGCGGGCCGGCGGGCACGGGUACACACUGCGCGAGUGGCACGAGAUGCUGCUGUGUGUGUAUGCCAUGUGCGGGGCGUGGCGUGCGUUCUGGAAUGCGUGGGUGAGGGUGGGGCUGUUGGGCAAGGAGGGGGUUUUGGCGGGGAGGGGGUUGGUGGCGGGGAUGGGGAGGGAGGUGCCGGCUGUUGGGGUGGGGGUGGGGAUGGCGAGGGGGUUGGUGGCGUUGGUGGAUUUGGCGGAGGGGGUUAAAGAGGAGGUUAAAGAGGAGGAGGUUAAAGGGGAGGGGGAGGUGGAAGAGGGGCGGAAGGGAAGAAGGCGGAGAAGAGGAGUGAGAAGGGCGAGUGGAGAGUCUUGCGGGAGAAGUGUGAGAGGGUCAUCAGGAGGGCCGGUGCACAGGCACAGGCACAAGCACAAGCAGCUACUUCAUAGAUAG